AUGGAUGAGACUGAGCCAACUCUUGACCCGGUAAUUCUUGAGAGCAGUAAUGCAAAUGAAGAUGAGGUAGAUACUGAAGAGCUGAGAGAUAAUGAUGAAAUCAACGAGGAAGAGAAACACCACGAUGAAAUCUAUGUUGGUGAGGAAGAGAAGCACAAUGGUGAAAUCAAUGAGGUGAUACAACACCAGGAAAGUGGAGACCAAGAUGUCCCAAAGAUACCAAGUUUUGAUAAAGAUGUGAUGGACCAAACUGUGCACGCUGAUAGCAAAAGCAGUGUUUUUAAGCAUAAAGAACUGAUGGACCAGAAUGAGCAGCCUGACUUUUCUCCUGGCAGCGUAACUGCUAGUCUGUCAUCUCUCAGGAAGCAAUCCCGAAGCAGCCAACAGCAGCAGCUUCCAGGCCAGGAAUCUCGUCAUGGCAGCCAGCAGCUUGUAGGCCAUGAGUCUCGCCGUGGCAGCCAGCAUAGCCAGCAGCUCCCAGGCCAGGAAUCCCGGCAUAGCCAGCAGCUUCCAGGCCGUGAAUCUCGCCAAGGCAGUCUGCACAGUCAACACCUUGUAGGCCAGGAAUCCCGACAUAGCCAGCAGCUCCCAGGCCAGGAGUCUUGCCGUGGCAGCCACCAUAGCCAGCAGCUCAUAGGCCAGGAAUCCCGGCAUAGCCAGCAGCUUCCAGGCCAGGAAUCCCGGCAUAGCCAGCAGCUUCCAGGCCAGGAAUCUCGUCAUGGCAGCCAGCAGCUUGUAGGCCAUGAGUCUCGCCGUGGCAGCCAGCAUAGCCAGCAGCUCCCAGGCCAGGAAUCCCGGCAUAGCCAGCAGCUUCCAGGCCGUGAAUCUCGCCAAGGCAGUCUGCACAGUCAACACCUUGUAGGCCAGGAAUCCCGGCAUAGCCAGCAGCUCCCAGGCCAGGAGUCUCGCCGUGGCAGCCACCAUAGCCAGCAGCUCAUAGGCCAGGAAUCCCGGCAUAGUCAGCAAUCCAUUAGCCAGCAGGUUCUACAAAGCCGUAAGCCUUCCAGAACACAGCCUAUAAAUGAAGUUGAAACCAAGGAGGACAUGACUUGGAUCAGCCAAAGAACAGGCAAAGUUAUGAAAUGUGAAAGCCAACAGACCAGUAGAGUCUGGGAGCACAAGCCACUUGCUCAGAUUCUACAAUCUUUUGGUCAAGUACACCCCAAAAGCAAAAGCGCAGAAAAGGGAGCAGAACAGCUUGCAAGAAAACAGUCUGAAGUGGCUCGACUCAGCAGCCAAGACCUAAAAGGUCAAGCAUCCCAAUAUGAUAGUCAGCAGCAACCUAAAGAGGAUGUGUCGUGGAUCAGCAAAAGAACAGGGAAGUUAAUGAAAUGCACAAGUCAGCAGACAAGCAAAAUCUGGGAGCGAAAACCUCUUGCAGAAAUUCUUUGUCUUUCUAGACAACCAGAGGUUACCAGUGAUGCUGGAGAAAAAGUGGUAACUGCUGAAGAAGAGAGUGUUGCUCCCAAGGAUUCAGAAGUUAAACCAACUGAAGUGGCAGAGGUGCACCUCAGCAGCGAAGAAGUUCAGGAAUCCCAGCAUGACAGUCAACAGGUGGAACAGCAAGAAUCCCAGCAUGGCGGUCAACUGGUGGAAGGAGAGGUAGCAAUUCCUGAUGAAAAAUCAAUAGAUGAAACACUGCAGACUGAUAGCAAAGUAAGCUUUUUUAGCCAUAAAGAACUGAUGGAUCAAAAUGAGCAGACAGACUUCCCUCCUGGCAGUGUACGCACUAGUAUAACUUCUCUCAAGAAACAGCAGGAAUCCCGGCAUGGUAGUCAACAGGCAGAAGGGCAGGUGAUCAACCAAAUGCUAAAGAAGGACAAUUCCUUGAAGGUAAUGAAUUCCAGGGAGAUGCUCAGGAAUCUAAGUGGUAGUCAACCACUGGAGGAGACAGAAUCCCAAAUAUGCAGGCAACAGCCUGAGGUUCAAGAGUCCCAAAUAAGCAGCCAACAACCAGAGGUGCCAGAGUCCCAAAGGGGCAGCCAAGAGCCAGAGGUGCCAGGAUCCCGGAAAGGCAGCCAACAGCCAGAGGUCCAAGAGUCCCGCAGGGGCAGCCAACAGCCAGAGGUGCCAGGAUCCCGGAAAGGCAGCCAACAGCCAGGGGUUCAAGAGUCCCGCAGGGGCAGCCAACAGCCAGAGGUCCAAGACUCCCUCAGGGUCUCACAGCAAGAGCCAGAAGUGCCAGGGUCCCAGAAGUCCAGUCAGCCAGUUGUACAGCAGGAAUCUCAACAGCAAAGCCAACCACCUGUGGGUGAUGUGAUUGAACAACCAGGUGCCUCUGAAAGCCAAGGGACAAUAGGGAGCAUGGUGUCAUGUGUAGAAGGAGCAGAUAUAGCUCUGCAGACAUACAGCAUAAUUUCUCUAGAAGAUGGAAUUUGGCUGAACAGAAAAACGGGCAAGUUUUUGAUGAGCCAUGGUCAACAGACAAGAGUCACUUCACUUCUAUCUGUCAAUCAAAUAGCAAUGGAAGAUGCAGCAAUUGUUCCAAAGCCAUCUGGACUUGGGACUGAUGGUGAGGAAGUGGGGGCCAAAGCUUCAGGAAUGCAUCAAAGUAGUACUACAGCUGAAGUAAAGGCUGGUGAAGACCAGCAGCCACUAUUAGGCCAAGAAUCCCACCAUGACAGCCAGCCAGCUUUGAGCCCAAGCCAAGAAUCCCACCAUGACAGCCAGCCUCCAUUAGGGCAAGAGUCCAGCCACAGCAACCAGCAAGCCAGUGGCAGUCAGAAGGAAGGAGAACUCCAGGGCACAGAUGAUGUCAAAAAAGUGUUGAGCCAUCGCUUGAGCGAGGCAACCCUGCAGAACAUAGCAGCUGCAGACGGAGAUGAUAAUAUAUCUCAGCGAAAUUACAGUACUAUUUCUUUAGAGAAAGGAUCUUGGGUCAACCAAAGCACAGGUAGGAAGGUAGUAUCUCAGCAUCUGCAGACCGAAGAGUCUUCCUUUAAGAAGCUUGGUGAAGAUACAGAAGCACCCCAGAAUGGUGACCAUCCACUUGAAGAACAUCAGACUGAAAAUCCAGAGCUGAGCGGAGGUGAGAACUCUGAGGAAUAG
This is a messenger RNA of Rhineura floridana, 3048 nucleotides long. RefSeq names its product filaggrin-like. Lineage: Eukaryota; Metazoa; Chordata; Lepidosauria; Squamata; Rhineuridae. The record is from RefSeq and is a predicted model, not a curated record. Bases 1 to 3048 code for a protein of 1015 amino acids. The transcript is spliced from 4 exons.